Molecule: messenger RNA, 8744 nt
Organism: Gadus macrocephalus (Pacific cod)
Lineage: Eukaryota; Metazoa; Chordata; Actinopteri; Gadiformes; Gadidae
Gene: tet2
Product: tet methylcytosine dioxygenase 2
Exons: 10
Coding region: 511-5925 (1804 amino acids)
Biological process (GO): positive regulation of transcription by RNA polymerase II; oxidative demethylation; myeloid cell differentiation
Cellular component (GO): nucleus
Molecular function (GO): DNA 5-methylcytosine dioxygenase activity
Source: RefSeq, a predicted model, not a curated record
GAGAGAGAGAGGGUGCGCGCGAGAGAGAGAGAGAGAGAGAGAGACGAGAGAGAUAGGGGGGGGGGAGAAAACCUGGCUCUUUGUGUGGGAAAGGCUCAGCAGGAAAGUGAUUUGGUGAUUAUUUUUCAGUUUGCCAAAGUGGAGGCUGUUCCCCACAAGCAAGUCCACUCUUCUCCCUUUUUGGAGCCUUCUCUCUCUCCCUUUUUUAUCUUGUUCUUUACACGCCGGAGUGAGAGAGAGGGACGUGCACACGGGGCUGCUUCACCGACCGGACCAACAGCGACACCCGGGCUACUCCUGAUGGUGAGCGGCGACGUCAGACUGGUCUCCAUGAAUAUUGAUGUGGAGUAUGGUCUGUUUCAUAGAAGAACAGAAGGAGGCAAGAUGGCUACCCUUUAGGAUUUGUUAGAGAACAGAACCGGCCGAUUUUGUUGGAUUUUUCUACAAAGUGGGAGGACACAGAAAGAGGACGCAGAGGACAGCUUCGUGGAUGGACUCUGAGCAGACCAGAUGGAAACAGAACAGUCUAGCCAUGAGACGGAAGAAAGUCUGAUAUUAGCACAAUUUGGCACCACUGAGCAUCCCAACCCGACGGAUACUACCAAACUCCACAAUGGAAACCAGUCUCCCGAUGGAGCGCGGAUUAAUGGACACGAGGACUGGACCCAUUACAAGCCUAUUGCAGGGGUCAACUCCAUGAAAAGAACCCAAGAGAACUGCAACAGCCCCGGUUUAGAACAGGGACUAUUCAGUCCAGGGCCUUACACCAUGAACGGGGAGCUGAAGCAUGCGCACCCGGACGACUCUUUGUUGGUUCCUCAGCCUAAGAAACUCAAAAUUGAUACUGAAAUGAAAGGAAAUGAGGAUAUGAGCUCCAGUCUGGUAGAAGACUUUUCUGAGCUGACAAAGGAGACAGAUUUUGACUGCAAUGCCCUGCAGGAGACAAAACUGGACAAAAUAAACAGAAAUUUCUCAAAUGGGGAUCUUAUUGGCCAUUCUAGACAACCAUUUUCCAUUUCUAAUGGUGCUACAGCCUCGCAACCAAUAAUGGAAGGCACUCCGGGUGAUCUUUUAGAGAAGACUCUGUCUCAGUAUUACCCUGAACAGGUUUCCAUUGCACCACAACCAUCUGGUUCACUGCCACUGGCCGUCAAUGGAUCUCUAGCAAAAAAGCUGCCCAAUCAAGGUGCUCAACACCUCCCUUUAAGCUCAGGUUACCCAAAUUCAACUCAGAUGCCUGCUGCACUGCAACAGAAACCUAGACCCGGCCACAAUAAUGAAAAUGGUUACAACUCUGCUCUCUAUAUAGUGAACGGAUACUCCAAGAAUCAUGAAGCAGGUCACCAGCAGCAGCAAGCUUACUCUGUCCAGGAACGUGACUUUGCACUUGGGCAAGGUGGAGAGCGACCUGCCAACGACUCACAACAUCAAAAUGAUCUAAAAUGCUUUCCAAAGAAUCCUGACGGCAUGUAUAAGAAAUCAAACCAGGAGUUUAAUCAGAACUCCUUCCCUGAACAUAACAUGCCUCCCCAGACAGGGAAGGGAUGCGAGUCUGAGAGUUUUCCCAGCCCAGGAUUAAAAGGAAUGAGGCAGAGUGAGGAGCCUGGUUCUGGCAAUAAAUCUGAAAAUGAUGGUGGUCUCCAAUACACAAUGCAACCCCAGAUCCAGCACUUUCAACAACGUUCAGGGAGCUUGUGUCGAGCUGGACCAGACAGCAUUGGCUCUAUGGGGCCUAAAUCGAUAAGCAGGCAAAGCGCACCAGGAACUCAGCAGUCUCAUCAUGCUGGGAUGGAAAAUGGACUGGAUAGCCCAACCCAGCAGAGCAGCAACUUAGCAUGCACUGCAACCGGCCAGGGGCAGUGGAUGGACCGAAACACACCUCAAUCUGAGCAGCGCUUGAGCAGUGGUCCGCCAUCAAAAACACAAGAGCAUGAUAUGUGGGAAGACUUUCUGAACAGGCCUCAGUCAGAUCAGCAACCACCAAAUCCCAAAGUCAAUGGGCAGAUGUUGCAAACAGACCCAAUGCAACGCUUUCAAACCCAGGAAGGUUUCACAGAUAACACCUCAGGGUCUAACAAUUUCCAGCAGCAGCAGAUUAAACAGGAGCAAUUGCAGUCCCAAUCUCAUUGUGCUCAAACUCAGCACAACACUGCCCCUGAGUGGCAGCAAUCUAAUUCGAAAACAACUCCAAUGCAGCAGGCUCUUUCCCAGCAGUGCAACCUCUCUGAACAGACAAGUCACUGCUAUCGCACUCCCAUGCAGCGUGAGCACUUACACGACGUAGACCCAGACCUGCAGGAAAUAUUGUCACCCGAAUUUUUACCAACACAACAGCACUGUCUAGAACGGCCCAUGUCGCAUCCGCCCCAGUUUGAAGGGCAGCAGCAGCAGCUCAAGUCCCCCAACUACAGACCCCACAGUCAGCCUCAUCCAGGUCAGCAGCAGUUCCAGCCCCACCAGCAGGGGAGAAACUCCGUACAGGCCAACCUCCACCCUCAGCAAGCUUUUGGCUACAACAACGCUGUGGAAAGGCAGCAACUUCAGAGGCAACAGUUUGGCACAGUGAAUCAAGGGAGUGUGGACUUUAAACAAUGCCACGCGCAGCAGCAGCAGCAGCCUUCGGUACAGUGCCAUCCACCCACCCACCCUGACUUCCAAAACACAACAGCACGCCCAAAUGCUCAAAUACCACAAUUAGGCACAAUGAACCAACAGGUUUCAGGAAAGAUGUAUUCCAAGGAAGAGCAGCAGCAGCAGCAGCAGCAGCAGCAGCAGCAGCAGCAGCAGCAGCAGCAGCAACAGCAGAAAGAUUUGUGUUCUCAAUUACAGAGAGGGUACCAGCUACCUCCUGGAGCUGGGGGGAACCAAGGAGACUAUCAGAAGCAUGCAGCUCUGCGAAUGCACCUUUUACAGCGGCAGGAGCGCCAUGGACCACCUUAUCCACCUCAGAGCCUCGGUGACAAACAAGGGCCAAUACCUAUCAAAAUGGAAAAUGGACCCCGAUUUGCAUCACCGGGAAUACAUCAGCAGGAGUAUCAGAGGCGAGAGAUGGCAAUGGGAAGCCCACAGGUCAAGCAGGAGUUUACUCAAUCCAUGUGCAAACAAACUAACAAGCCCGGGAGCAUCCUGGCCACCAUGGAACAAAGCCUCAGGCAGUAUGAGCUUUCUCCUGUGUUUGAGAAGAAGUCCUUAGCCCUAAAUUCUCCUCAGGUGAAGGUGGAGUCCUCAGGGGCUGUCACAAUACUGUCAACCAACGCAGAUCUGGGCGGAGGGGAGUCAGGGAUCCAUUCCAGCUCUGCCCCCAUGAGGAGACACAAUGACUUCACCCCGAAGAAAGAGCCUUCCCUCCAGAGCUUUCUUGAAUCUCCCAUGAAGCUCCUGGACACCCCCAUAAAGAACCUACUAGACACUCCUAUCAAAACACAGUAUGACAUUGCAUCUUGUCACUGUGUCGAACAAAUCAGUGAGAAGGAUGAGGGCCCUUAUUACACCCAUUUGGGCGCAGCACCGAGUGUCCCGGCUAUACGAGAAGUCAUGGAGAAAAGGUCUGGGCUAACUGGUCGUGCCAUUAGAAUUGAAAAAGUCAUUUACACAGGCAAGGAGGGGAAGAGCACACAAGGAUGUCCUAUUGCCAAAUGGGUCAUUCGACGUGGCAGCGAUGAGGAGAAGGUGCUGGUGUUGGUCCGGCAGCGUGCCGGACAUACGUGCGAGACCUCCUGCAUUAUCGUGGUCAUUCUAAUCUGGGAGGGCAUCAACCGAAAUGUGGCCGACCAGCUGUACAAGGAGUUGAGCACCACUUUAACCAAGCAUGGAGCCCACACCCAGAGGCGCUGCGCAAUCAACGAGGAGAGGACAUGUGCAUGCCAAGGACUAAAUCCUGAGGCCUGCGGAGCGUCCUUCUCGUUUGGCUGUUCCUGGAGCAUGUAUUACAAUGGAUGCAAGUUUGCUAGGAGCAAAAUUCCAAGGAAAUUCAAGCUUCUUGGAGAUGAUAGUAAUGAGGAGGGAAGACUGGAGCAAAAUCUACAACACCUAGCCACUUUAAUGGGGCCAAUGUAUAAAACAUUAGCACCGGACGCGUACGCUAACCAGGUGGAACAUGAACACAGAGCUCCAGAUUGUCGCCUUGGGCAGGAAGAUGGCCGCCCUUUCUCUGGGGUCACUGCUUGCAUGGACUUCUGUGCACAUGCUCAUAGAGACCUCCACAACAUGCAGGGUGGCAGCACUGUGGUUUGCACCUUGACCAGAGAGGAUAAUCGGGACAUAGGCAAGAUCCCCGAGGACGAACAACUUCAUGUUCUGCCUCUGUACAAGGCCUCCAGUACGGACGAAUUUGGUAGUGAGGAAGGCCAGCAAGAGAAGAUCAAAACCGGUGCCAUACAGGUCCUCAAUGCCUUCCGACGCCAGGUCCGCAUGCUCUCAGAACCUGCCAAGUCCUGCCGGCAGAAGAAGCUUGACGCCAAAAAAGCAGCGGCCAACAAGAAUGCCAGUCUCGACAUUAAGGCCGAGAAGAACAUGCAGGCCAAGGCCAAGGCUGGCACUUAUGAAAACAUUGCUCAGAGCGCUGCUGGGACAGGACCUAUCCCAGGGGCUAUGGCAGCGGCAGCACAAGCGGCUCCAUCGCCACACCGCCUCGGAGUCCACCAGCAGCAGCAGCUGCACCAGCAGCACGCCAAGAUCCUCCCCCCAUACCCAGGAUCCCCACACCCGGCCGGCUAUCCAGGCUUCCCUAUCCAUUCUGGGUCCUAUCCGAGCACUUCAACGGCAGGUGGCAUGUACCCCACGCCGACACCAACUAGCCCUUACCCGUCUCCACUUCAUGUUCAAAACGCCUACAUGAAUGGGGCGAACUCCCCUUACCCCGGCUAUCAGUGUAACGGAGGAAUGCCCCUGGAUAAUUAUCACCCUUAUUAUGCAUCAGACCCAAAGCCCCUUGAUAUGUAUCGGCAACAGAGGCCCGCGCUUUACCCAGAGCAGCAGGACGGUGUACAUCAACGCUAUCCGCCAAGGUAUGGAGAACCAGGUUUACAGGUUAAUGGAUAUAAUGCCUGCAGCAUGAGGCCAGGUGUUCAUCCCAUGGGCACUUACCCCCCCUAUGGACCUAAUGGAGCAACAAAUGCACAUCUUAUGGAUGCCCUCUCCAGAGCCCCCUCAACACACCCUGGGCUGAACUACGAAGCUGCCAUGAAAAAUGGCAAUCAGUUCGGAGGAUACGCAAAUCCAUACCUCCCUCAGAAUCCACAAAUGUUCCCCCCUGGCCAAGAUCCGUUCCGUAUGCCGAUCAAGCAGGAAAUGGGCCUUCCAGGCCCACAGGUGCUUCCCUCUGCAUUAGGUAGCGAAUGUCACACUCCGCAGGCACAAUUUGGAGUUCCCAAUGGAAACCUGCAAGGUGUGACCAUCAAACAGGAGCCUGGGACCCCAACCACGCCCACCACCCCACAGAAACCCGAGAUGUGGUCAAACAACGAGCACAACUUCUUGGACCCGGAUAUUGGUGGCGUGGCGGUGGCCCCGAGCCACGGUUCCAUCCUGAUUGAGUGCGCAAAACGGGAACUCCAUGCGACGACGCCGGUUAAAAACCCAGACCGCAACCACCCAACACGCAUUUCUCUCGUCUUCUACCAGCACAAAAACAUGAAUGAGGCAAAGCACGGGUUGGCUCUGUGGGAAGCAAAGAUGGCAGAGAAAGCUCGAGAGAAGGAAGAAGACGCAGAGAGGAACGGGGGUGAGGUUACCCCAAGUAAAAGCGGCGGAAAGAAAGCGGUCAAACGUGAGCACCCGGAGACUGAUCCACCCCGGGAGCCUACUUACAAGCGUUUCAUCCAGACACUCAUGGAGAGCUCUAUGUCCAGCACUACCAACACCUAUGUCAGUACAACCCCAUACGCCUUCACAAAGGUCACCGGGCCCUACAGUCAAUUUAUGUAGGACAAGGAAAGGAUACCAAGGAAUAAGACAUUAUAUUCCUACAAAUAGGUGCUAUAUUUAUUAGGGAUGACAUACAAGAGCCCUAAGCACCACUGGUCUGAUAUAUAACACAGCUCAUUUUCCACAGAGGAACAGUGUUAGAAGAAAUGUGAACUUCAGAUCAGUUAAGAUGGAAAGCACUCUCUCGACAAAUCUUUCACCUCUCUAUAAAGCAAGCUUUACUCGUAAGUUGACCCAACAUAAUAUUUAUUUUUGUUCAACUACUUUUUGCAAGAUACACACUGUCAAAACGCUGGUGCUGUCAGUCUGAUACAAAAGGACUUGUUUAUACUGGAAACAAAGUUUCUUUUUUAUGAACUAUGACUAUUUUUCUUAAAAUAUAUUCACUUGAGAUAAAACCUUGGCAAAAAAACAGUGAUUUUGUGAUAAGCCUAACUUAUGUUAAAGAAUACCUAAUAAUGCUUUCUUUAAUCAAAAUGCUUUUUCACGAUUGUGGUACCACUUUAUACGAGUGGCAGCAACUCAAAUUAUGUUUAAGUAUUCAGAAAACAGAAUCAUUAUCAAAUCAUCAGCAACUUGAUUACUCUACAAAAUCUUUAUUAUCAGAGCACUUUUGAUAACAAGAUAAAUGCAACAGCAUCAAAACUGAAUUGUUAAGUUUGUGCUUAUUAUAUUGUUACAAUACAAUAGUUACUUCCUAAUGAUUUUCACAGUUAAAUGACAAUAUGCAUUAGAAAAAGGAUCAUGAGUAAAUAUGAUCUGUCGAACCGAGAAAACUGACUUUCACUUGCAUUUUAUUGGUGCUUCUUUCACUAUUCUAUGUCCUUUAUACUGUCCAUUUUUUAUUGAGCCAUCCUUAUGGUGCUUUUCUUUUUUUUUUCGUGAGAAAAAAAAUCGAUACACUUGAUCACAACGGGGUCACAAUUCUGUCGUUGGCUGUUUCCGGGUUGCUGGCCAUAGGUUCACUGAACAGAUCUGAUGUGAAUAUUUAGUCCUGUGACUGUUGCAUUCACUAAAAAUGUUUUGUUCAUACACUGAGGAACAUGAGGCAGGGUUAGUUCAGUGGUGCUGGUGUUUCAGAAGGCAGCUGGCAUGCUGUGGGGGUCUUUAAAUAUUGUAAACCAACUGUAAGAUACAAAAAAGUUUGUACAGUAAAUUAAUUUUCAAAUGUAUGCUUAAGAUUUUAAUGUUGUCAAGAAGUAGUCUGACUUUUUUUUUCAUUUGAUGUAUUUUAUGCGUUGAAACUGUUUUUAUUUCAUAUGGUGCUAUUUGACAUAGUAGUUACAUAAUGUGAGACUCAUGAGGCUGAUGAAUGAUAUACAGUAUCUACCUGUCAUAUACCUCAGAACAUGCUUGGCAAUAGGAUAACAUAACAAAGGUUUAUUUUAGUCUAUUAUCCUUCCUCGAUUACUCAAAAACUUUCACACUCGCUGAAUAUUCAGGUUACCAACAGGCCGAGAAGUUUAUUUCUUUCCCAUUUUUGUUAUCAAACUGCUAGAAAGAAUUACUUAAACUUGAAGCUUUGAUGUUACUACAAAUCAGGGACAUUUUCAACUAAGUACGUCUAAACCUCCAUCUUGAUUCAGUUUGUUUUUUUCACCUCAUUCAGGGACUUGCCUUCAGAAUCCUAUUAGAAAGUCUUGAAGCCAUACCCAAAACUAAAUUUAUUUUGUAAGUAAAAAAAAAGAUAAGUUAUUUUAUAGUUAGUUGGCUGGUUGAAAUCUUAUAAAAAAAAAUCGUCAUUUGAAUUGAAUAUGCACUGAGUUGACUAAAGGGAAAGUAUGACACUUACUUGUGAGAAGUAAUGUAGUUUUAUUUUGCUAAAAAAGCAAGGCCAGGGCAGUUAUUAUAGUAGUUGCACGCCAUUGUGCUUGGGUAUAGUUCAAAUUUAUUUAUAACCACUAAGCAAUUGUAUAAUGAUAAUUUUGCCCCAAUUAUUUGAUUUAAUUGAUGUGAUGUAUAAUGUUAUGAGUUAUGUAUGAGUGACCCCAAUCUUUAACAUAUAUUCUAUCAAUUUCUUAAAGCACUUAAUUUCUUUUUCAGGAAAAAAAUGUAAUAAAAGAAUUACUUUAUUUAAAAUAGAUUGUAAAUGUGUUAAGGAAAAAUAAUUUAUGUCACAUUGUAUAUACCAUGCAUUUGUAUUACACAAAUACAACUCACUCUUUGUUGAUAUUGUAGGUUCAUGUAGUUUUGUCAAAUAUACUAAUACAUCAAGUACCAAUCCUAAAGUAAACAUGGUUUCUUUAUUGUUUGAGUUAACAGAAAACCCCAGUCAGAUAAAUCUAGACAGUUUUUGUACAUACUAAGCUCCAUUGCCACAGCAAUUUUUUACAGUUAUACAAUCCGGUUAGCAAAAACCUUCAAAAUGUGUAUUUGUACCUUUCCCAUUUUGUAGAGAAAUUAUAAAGUUAUUAUGUUGUACAGGACCCAGCUGAAGUAGCAAGUUGAGUAAGACAAGGUGAUUUAUAGCGGGUUUUAGCAUAGCCAUACUCAAGGAUCAACAUUACUUGAAUGACUUUCAGAGCUUAAUUUACGAAUAAAAAGGUGCUAAGCCCUGACGUUAUGCUAGCAGUUGAUAAACAGAGGUUUGCAAUUAGACACUAAAAAAGGUUAAAAAACUGCAAAUUCCUGUUUGUUUUUUUUCAAAGGCUUCUCUAGAUUUCCUGAAGUAUGGUAUGCUAAAAAUGGAAUUAAAAAGGUUAGAUACUGUAAGUAAUGUAAUGUACUGAACGCAGUUUAUUUGAAAGCUGUUCAUUAUAUCAUUCCUGUUAUUGCUAAGAUGUGGGUGUUUUUAAUAAAGGUUAUAUUUAUUUAAUGCA